AAGAUCACUCACUCCCCCAACCGAGUAGAGAGUAUAGAGACACCCCCGCUAAGAGAAAAACCAAAGUCGGAUCGGUGAUUGAAAAAAUCUGGGCCGGAUGGUAUAUCGCCCUAUAGUGCCGAAUAGCAACAAGAGUGGGAUGCGUAAAUCAAUAUCGCUCUCUCUUUAGCGGGAAAGUGGCUCUCUGCAUCAUCAAGUGUGUCUCUCUAGGCCUUAGGGGUAGAGUCAAGCACUGGGAUGAGUUCGAAGGAUGCAAUAUGAAGAAAGAUGGCAGAGCAGUGGAACCUGAUAGCUCAAUAAGAGUGAAAAACAUCCUCCGGUGAGACACACAUGCUUUAGAUGGAGCGACAGCGUUGGGUGUAUACGAUCGUCUGUUGGAAGGAGAUUUGUUUUGUGUUUUGUUGUUGGUGGUAUAUGGGUAGGCCUACGUGUGUUUUCAAGUUGAUGAGUGUCAUUUGGUCGAGUGACUGAUGUUUUCAUCAUGUGUUGAGAGCACACGGAUCCCAGUACUGCUAACUCGGUUGGAAUCAUGUUCUGCAUAUGGAAUGCGACGGCUGUUUCAUGAUAGACACGAUUGACAAACAGCUCAAGGGGCUGCUCAGGUUUUUGUUCGGAAUCAUGAGAAGGCAAGACGCUGGAAUAAUAUUGGUAAAGUGUCUGAUGUGCGAUGCAGUGACGUCAGUCGGCAGAACGUGACCAAUGAGAUCCACGGAAUAUUCGGAAAUGAAACAUUUGCAUGAAGUCGAUGAUAAACACGACACCAAAAGUUCGGCUCGCAUUAAUUCCCAUUGAAACUUCAUGACAAUCAGCAAUUAAACUAGUAAUUAAUCGACCUGCAGAAGCUCAUACGCAUGCCGGUAAUGUUCCUCCUGGGAAUCCGAUUCACAACGAUUAGACGUCGGACGUACGAGACAAAAAUCAAUCCGGAUUUGUGUUCGGUUACAUAUGUGCAUUUUGAAUGCUACUAACAUAUCAACUGCGCAUCACACGGGAUUUAUGUGGCACACGGUCAACGUAUACGUGCGCAAAUUAAAGCUGCGUGGCGUCGAAUCCCGCAGUCCCGAAGGGCUCAUCAUACUGCCAUUAUGAAUUCACGGUAAUGAAUUGGGAAUUCACUGUACAUGCACUCCUGGAUAAUGACCUUUCAUUACCUAUAUGUUCACCGGCUCGAUUAACUUGCAACUGACCUGUCCACUGGGGUGCUCCUUGCAGUGGUUAGGCAUUUCGUGGCAAGAGUUUGUAAUAAAAUCUCCUUCCAAUAUCUGAGCACUGGCUCUAAUGACGUGGUCGCUGCAUCGUAUAGGGAUUGAUAAUGACAUAGUUGAUGAGUGGAGGGGUUGAGAGGGCGGUGGAGUUGAGCUGUUGUCCUGGGCGUGCGCCUCGCUGGCAGGUUCAGUGUGCUGCAUCUCUGCUUGGGAACUCUGAUGAGGCAGUUGUGUGUGUGUGUGUUUCCCCAUCAAAGUCCCACAACUUCUUUCGACCGUCGAUCUCAAGACCGUGUCUUGGUGUCACCUGCUGGCCGUUUCUCAGCGCUAAGAGCCCCGCCAGCUGUUUGCCCACUCACGGCAGAUGAGCUCAUGCCGAAGAAUCCGCCGUCUGGAAUUACGAUGUAGAAAACAUUCAGUUCAAUAUGUCGAGUAAAUAUGAGUCUCUCCCGCUGCGUCUGGCAUGCCUGGCUGUAAGAGUGUUCCUGUUGGUGCUAGUUCUCACGUGCUGUGGACAGGAUGGCGCGGAUGAUGGUCCCCGCCAAGUCUUUCCCGAUCCUGGCCUGUACGACUCAGCCACGGCGUGUGAGUGGAUCUUCGAUUCCAACUGGUACUACGGCAACUACUUCAGCAGCGACCCCAACUACCCGGUCGUAUAUACGCCGUACAUUCAAUGUCUCUUCUUUUUCGAAGCGGGAGAGAACGAGGUAGUGGAAGUCAUGUUCAGUCCGUUCUUCUCGAUCGAGCCCAGCAAUGGUUGCAAGUACGAUUACCUGGAGAUACGAGACGGACGCUUCGGUUUCUCGCCGCUAAUCGGCCGGGUGUGCGGCGACCAGUCCCCCGGUAAUAUAACCUCCAGCGGCCGUUACCUGUGGAUCCUGUUUGUGACAGACGAGGAUCUGGAAUAUGCCGGGUUCGAGGCUUUCUUCAGAUUUAUUCCAGCUCCACGUGUGAUAGAGCCAAGACCAGAAGAGUGCUUCUUCCAUUUCUAUGGUUCGUACGACGGAGAGUUUUCAGUCAAGAUGGCUACUGACCUGGUACGAAGGGAGGACAAUCACGCCCCAAUUGACUGCACCUGGCAGAUUGACAUGCCCGAAGUCAACAAGAUUAUGGUAAGAUUUGAUAAAUUUGCAAUGAACAACAUCAACGACUGCGACAGAAAUCGCAUCAUGAUUUACGACAAGUACAGCUCCUACGAGUGGAUGAUACGGGAGUACUGUAGCACCACGGCGCCAGCCGCCAUGACCCUCAGCAACCGCAUGUACAUACGCUUUGUGGCAUCCAAUCGCAGCGCGUACAACGAGGUCGAGAUGAUGUAUACGGCAUACACAGAUAUGCCCUGCAUCGAAGAACGGAUAUUCCCUUGUGGUCCACACAUGUGCUUGAAUAUGUCACUGGUAUGCAACGGUAGACAAAACUGCUUGAAUUACCCUUUUGAUGAAGACAAAGACAGAUGCCAAGCUGAACCUGAUACGAGCAUCUUAAAAGAUGUGAACAUUGCACUGGUCGUUUUCAUGUCAAUCAUCUUAACUGUCACUGUGAUCACCGUCUUGGUGACAUGCCGACAUUCCUGCCUCCGGACGCGCGAGAAGGCCAAGACAAUGGCCACCCGACGCAUUAGGCUGGACCAGCAGGUGCAGAUCCUAAUGGAUGGGGAGAACGUCGAGAUGAACUCUUUGGGGGGUAAGCAGCACAACAGCAUCAACGGGAAAUUCCCAGCGUCCCGAACAAGUAGUAUUGGGGACGGGGCCCCCCGCAGCGCGAGGCUGUCCAACGCCAGCCACGACUUCCCCAUGACAACGACGCAACUCAAGGAAUACGAGCGCAUUAUGGACAGCGAGCUGGGCUACGAGCUCAGACAGAAUAAAAGGACUAGUCUGAUGGAGCCUGACUCGCCCUGGGUACGGGCCAACCAGUACAAUGAGUCUUUUAGGAGGAGUGCGGCUAACCCUUUGCAUCCUAGUAACGAUGUCCAGGUGCACUUUUGACAUCAGUAGAUCCUGCAGGAAGAUGUCAAGAUUGGGGCUGCAUGAACAUGAGCUCUGUGCAGAAGUACCCCCUCAAUGAUGCAAGCAGGUGUGCAACUGGGAGGUCACACGAAGGGAGGACAAUCCAAGCAUCACAAGACUCUCUGCUGUGUUUUUCAAUUUGUGAUGGUAUGAGCUCAGUACACAAGUACUCCUUCGAUGGCCAGAAAGGGAGAGUUGAGGGAGACCUAGACUGGUUCCUGGUCCACCAACUGCGUAUUUAGAAUGAUCCAAAGUUGUUGAGGGCGGGGAUUAGUCUGCGAGUCCAUCGCAAGUUUAAUUUGAAAGCAUUCAUGCGCCAACGACGCCUGACGCUCACAAGAAGACGCUGUGGAUAAUAGCUUUGGCACAUUCAGGAAGUCGUGCCUACUUCGCGCGCGAACCAGUACAGUACAGUACGCACACGCUGUGUGUCCCAUCCUCGGGGCUCUCAAAAGUGGUAAAAGCACGCCCUCUUUUGUUGGCGCACGGAGCCCAUAAAAGAGUCAAGUCAAAACAAAAUGACGAAACAACUAUAUCUGAGGGAAAAGUGCAUGCUGUUGCAAGAGGGAGAUACAAAUGAAUGACGCUGCACCAUGUGCGCCCACACUUAAGUGCAUUCUUCUGUGAAGUCGAUUUGGUUUACAGCACAUGCAGAUGGACAUUGGUUGUGUAUACUCCGAGUCAUACUCCAAGUCGAACCAAUCAGUGCGUGCCCAGAUGUGCCCUACUCAUGAGUGAUCACAUGGUACCGUCUACUGUUAAUGCACAGGCUCUAUAGCAAGGAAGACUUGUGUGUGGUAUACCUUUGGUGUGUUUAUAUUGGGGUAAAAAUGUUACCUACACUGAUGUACAAUUCAUUAUUUUGCUUUUAUCUGAAACCUCCUUUCGAGUUUCCAGUAUACGGUUUGUUACAUAAUGAUAUGACCCACCUCAAUGUGAUAACAUGUAAGAUAUCUGUUUUGGCAAAGCGCAAGUAUGCCAUACACAUAAUGUAAACUAAAACAAUACAAUGUUAUAAUUAAAGUAUUUGAAACAAA
Molecule: messenger RNA, 4251 nt
Organism: Patiria miniata (bat star)
Lineage: Eukaryota; Metazoa; Echinodermata; Asteroidea; Valvatida; Asterinidae
Product: neuropilin and tolloid-like protein 2
Exons: 9
Coding region: 1631-3193 (520 amino acids)
Source: RefSeq, a predicted model, not a curated record